Paramecium sonneborni is the source of this 1802-nucleotide messenger RNA. Lineage: Eukaryota; Ciliophora; Oligohymenophorea; Peniculida; Parameciidae. The record is from the annotation of a GenBank genome assembly.
AUGAUUUCUAUUAUAUUGAUAUUUGCAUUCGCUACUCAUGUAUAAACCUAAGUUAAGCUUGAGAAUCCAAUUCAAGAUUUAAAAAUAAUUGAACUAGAGAAAAAAAAUGAUGAAUCAAUUGAAAUGAUUCCAGAAUAAACAAAAAGAGUUGUACAAUAUAAUGAUUCUAAAACCACAAUUGGAAUGAAAGUGAAAUCAAACAAUGAAUCUUUAUUGAGAUGCAAUUCAUAUGAUAAAAAUAUUCUCUUUGAACCGCACAUGAUAAAUGAAAUUAAAUUACUAUAUCCAUCAACCAAUUCAUAUUAUACUGAUGAGUCUUUAAAAAUAAACAGAACUGCUAAUGUUAAUGACCCUGAUUUUAUUAUGAAGAAUCCAGUUUUAGUUGGAUUAGCAAAUACAACAUCCCAAGGGCUUAUUGUUUUAACAAGCAAUCAUCUCUUAUAUUUAUUUUAGCUUCAAUUUUCAAAAUUAUCUAAUAAGUUUUCGAUUAAAUCAAACUAAACAUUUAAUUUUAGUGAUUUUAGAUAAACUUAAUAUGAACCUAUUUAACCACAACUAAUUUGGUUUGAUUAAAAGUCAUGUGUUUUAAUAGUAUUCCCAUAAUAAAUUAUUAUUGGAAAAUUAUAAGAUGGUUAAUUUACAUUCAAGAAUAGCAAUAUAUCUAUUUCGAAUGAAGAAGAAUAUAUUGGAAUGGCCAAAAUUUAUAAAGAUUAUUUAUUUGUUGCUAGAGGAAGAUCAGGAAUAGACAUUUAUUCAAUUAAUGAAAAAAAUUAAUUAAUUUAAAAUUAAAAUCUUUAUAGUUAACUAUCAAAUGAUAUCUAAAAUAUGUUUAUAUAUGAUUUUGACUUUGGUGGAUUUGAUAAUAAUUAUAUCUUUAUUCUUGAUAAAUAUAAAGGAUUAAUGAUAUAUUCAAUAUAAAAUUAACCAUUUACUUUAACUAAAUGGUUAGAUUCAAUAUAAGAAAUUAAAGGAGCAAAAUUAAUUAAAUCAUACUAAAAUGUUAUCAUGAUAAUGGUCGAACACAAUUCAUAUAAUUAUAUUUUAGAAUAUUGCAUAUAUUCAUAAGACAAUAAGUUAUUUUACAUUAAAACUCAUUAUUUAGAUGAAAAAUUCUUUGACAUUGAAAUUGUAGAUCAAUUUGCUAUAGUCAGAGGCUAUGAUGGUCAUAAAAUAAUAUAUCAUUCUAUUCAUGAAGGAUUUUAAGUAAAUUAUAAUUCUCCAAUUACUGAUGAGUCUUGGGAGGAUGGAACAGAAGUUUAAGAAGAUAUUGCAUAAUAUGCAAUAAUUCCUUAAAUGUAAUCAUUCUAUUUGACUACUCAUUCAAAUUAAGUAUUCAUUUUUAUUAUUUCUAGAACUUUUUAGUUGCUACAUCUUUUAGAAGUCUUAUGUUUAUUAGAUUUAUUAGGGUUGAACCAUAUGUAGAAUGUAAAUUAACUAAAUUAGCAACUAAAGAUAGCCAAAUAACAGUUAAUGCAGUACUAAAUUCUACUUGGUGUAAAGAAAAAUUUUAAUUGGAAUUAAUUAAAAAUUAAUCAUUCUAUUCUGAUUUAAUAAUGUGCAAAAAAGAAAUAGAUUUCAAUAUUAAAGUUAUCAAUACUUUUGAAGAAGAAAAAACCAAUUAUUAUUUUUUGGUUGCAAUAGUAAUUGUUUCAUUAAUCUUAUUAUGCUUUUUACUUAUUGCAUUAAGAAUAUAUUUUGCCAAAUCUAGAUAAGAAUAACUAAAUCUUACAAAUGUAAUUGAUCAAUUAGGAAAAAAAGGAUAUACUGCAGAAAAAUCAUAAGAUUAGAUAUCAGGUUUUUGA